This is a messenger RNA of Heterocephalus glaber (naked mole-rat), 4691 nucleotides long. The record is from RefSeq and is a predicted model, not a curated record. Lineage: Eukaryota; Metazoa; Chordata; Mammalia; Rodentia; Bathyergidae.
GUAACUAGAGGUGAAAAGGUGAAACUACAGCAGGCAUGGUAGAAAUCCAGAGGACAGUUGGUGACUACUACGAUGAAAAUCAUGUUCCAACAAACUGGACACAUCCUAAAGAAAGGGACCGAUUCCUAGACAUUUACAAAUUACCAAAACUAAACCAACAAGACAUAAAAAUAUUGAACUACCCAAUAACAAGCAAUGAAACUGAGGCAAUGAAACCCCACCAUUUUCUGUUGGACACUUACUUAGCGUUCAGCAAACAAUUCACAUUUGAAUUCUAAAUGGGAAAUGGGAAAGACAAGGGCCAGUCUUUGACUGUCUGCGGGUAUCUGUCUCUGCCCAGAAUUCAGCCUGUAGACAGGAGAGGAACUGCACCCUGGAUGGCUACAUAGGGUGUGAAGAGGCCCCAGAUUGAAGUUUUCUGGGUUCUCAUGUUCCCCUGACUCACUACUGAGCAUUGAACCACCCUGGGCUUGCAUGGGCACAGUGACUGUUAUGCAACCUCAGGAAUGUGUUUAACCUUCGGAGUGUGAGUUCCUUUGGGAACUGCAGUGAAGCAGGCUUCUUCCUUGACCUGCUUCUCUUUUGUUUUGCAGCAAGUUAUCUGUAUAAAAUAAAAUUUACUUCAAGAACUUAUUUUCAUGAUUUAAUGAUUUGCUUAGUUAAAAACAGAGUGGAAAAUUGAUAGCAUCUGAAAAAGCAAAGGAAAUUUUAGAAGUAAAUGAUCUGUUUUACAUUUGCCAUAAAUGUAAAUAAAGAUCCACAGAAUCAUGAUUUGGGUGAACAAGCCAGCUAUGGUUACUUCCAGUGCAUCUUUCUGACUUCAUCUCAAUGCACCCAAAACUGGCCACAGGAUAGAUUUUUUUGACAGCUCUUUGUAUCUUAACAGUCUCAUCCAAACCUCAGCACAUUUUUGUUGAAUCAGUGCUAGACCAGUGUAUCAUUUUUGCAUAAUUUUGUUUUAAAUCUAUGUUUUUAUCCUCAUCAGUGUCAGCAUAAUAAGCACUCCUCUUCAGAUAGGGAUAGCACACCAGAUAUCUAGACAUUGAUCAGCUCUGAUAUAUGUCCUCUUUCUGUCUUUUUGAUCUGUUCUCCUAAUCACCAGCAUGUAUUCUGACCAUGGCUUGCUGGGUGUCUGAAGGUCUCAUAUUUGCAACUGUGCUGCUUUCUAUCUUGCUGCCCAAUCUGUGAAUUAUGUUUCACCUUUCUAUAUUUGUAGACAAAUAUAUAAAUAUGUACAGUCCUAAUAGUAAUUUACUAUUUAAAUGUUUUACAAUAAAUUUUACUUUGAAAAUUUUACAUUUAACAACAAUAGCAAUUAAAUAUCCUGGGAAUACUCAGCAAGUUUCAUAACUGGCCCUUGGGCAGUGGAUGAAAGUAUCCAGGUAACACCCAUGUGACUCAUCUCUUUCUUCCCUUUUUGAUGACCACUUUCCUACCUUGGCGACUUUUCUUAAGUUUACUGUGUGUCAUUUUCUACAGUGUUCUUUUAUUUUCCCACCCCUUGAAAUUUUCAACAAGUAUUAUGGAAAUUACACAGAGAAACAUUUUUUUGUUUUGUUUUUUUGUCUUGUUAUUCACAAGUGCUGGUAUGUGAGUCAGGGGCAAGGUACUUACCCAUCCAUUCCAUUGCUCAGGUAGUUCAGAAUUUUUCAAUUUUACUUUUUAUUUUUGUGAAGAGAAUCACAUCUGUCUCCAGGAACAAUAGCACAACAUACUGUCUAGACAUUGAAAUAAAGUCAUUCCUCUGUAGGUUUUGGUAAACUCCAUAGUACAGAAAAUGAAUGUGGAACGUAUCAACUGAUCUUCCAUUCUUGCAUAAAUCUACUUAUUUAUUGCAUUCUUCCACACUUCCAUUGUCUGGCAGUUUCCUCAACCAAGGUUGUGGAUCUUGUUUUAUAUUUGGUGUUUUCUCUUAGUUUAGAUAUGUUUUCAUCAUAUUUAAGAUUUGUAUUCAUUGAUUUUUACACUGUACACAAAAUCUUUAUAUUGUAUACACUGCAUUGUUGUCUUAUUUACCUCCCAAGGCUUUUAUAGAUUUUAAUUUCUCUAAUUCUGACAGCUUCUUGAUUUCUUCUGAGGAAACAUUCUUUUCAUAUCUAAAAGGUAUUUCCCUAUGAAUUCUCAAGGUGUUCACGUUUAUAUUUCCCAUUUUAAUAUGUAACUUAAUUAUUGUUCAUAGAAGACUAUACAGCAUAUACAGAUUUCAUAGUAGUUACCUGUUUCUCCCUGAUCAUAUAUGAAACAGAUUGUGACUUCUUCCAGGGUUGUACAAUACCAACUAUCUCCUGAAGCAAUAUCCUAUUUACACGUGGACCCAUUGAAGAUUGUCAUCUUUCCUGUGAUUCACUUGUCAUUCUGUCUCAUAAUACUAUAAUGUCCUGAAUAGUGGAUUUUGAAUGUCUUACGUAUAUUACACAAGCUGUCACCUUCCUAUUUACAAGGAGGCAGUGUCCUUUGAGGAUGUGACUGUGACCUUCACCAUAGAGGAGUGGGUUUUGUUGAAUCCAUCCCAAAAGAAGCUCUACAGAGAUGUAAUGUGGGAAACCUUUAGAAACAUGGCUGCUAUAGGAAGAAACUGGAUGAACCAGCAAAUUAAAGAGUACAAAAAUUUUUGGAGCGAUCUAAGAAGUGAAGAGGUAGAAAAAUACUAUGAAUAUAAAGAUUGGAAUCAACAUGAAGAAAUAUUCCUUUGGACUUCAGAUACUAAAGUGAACAUAAAAAAACCUGGUUUCAAACCAGCAGAAAGCCUUCCUUGUAGAAGGCCCUUGACUGGUCAUGUAUCACUAAAUGCACCCACCAUAGCUCACACAGGACUGAAACCAUACGAGUCUGAAAGAUUCAAAGAGAAGCUGCAUAAAUGUAAUGAACAUGGGAAAACCGUCAGUGAAUUCCAGUUCUUUCAAAAGCAUGAAAGUAUAAACCCUACAGAGAAACCAUAUGAACAUAUGCAAUGUAAGAAAACCUACUGUGAUUCCAGUGAAAGAACUCAUGCUGGGGAAAAGCCCCUUGUCUGUAAGAAAGGUGUGAAAGCCUCCAAAACACCCAAUUAUGUUCAGAUUCCUGAAAGAAAUCACAGUGGAGUGAGUCCCCAUGUAUGUAAACAGUGUGGAAAAGCUUUUAUUUCUUUCCACUAUAUUCAAAGACAUGAAAAAACACAUACCAGAGAGAAGUCUUAUGUAUGUAAGGAAUGUGGGAAAGCAUUUGUUCAUAGUAAUUCCUUUUGCAAACAUAAAAGAAUUCACACUGGGGAGAAACCCUAUGUAUGCGAAGAGUGUGGGAAAGGAUUUAUCACACGAAGUUAUUUUCAAAGACAUGAAAGGAUACAUACUGGGGAGAAACCCUAUGUAUGUAAGCAAUGUGGGAAAGCCUUUAGUAUGCAUAGUAAUUGUCAAAUACAUGAAAGAAUUCACACUGGGGAAAAACCCUAUGUGUGUAAGCAAUGUGGGAAAGCUUUCAUUACAUCCUGGCAUUGUCAAAGACAUGAAAGGAUACAUACUGGGGAUAAACCCUAUGUAUGUAAGCAAUGUGGAAAAGCCUUCAGCAUACAUAGUAAUUGUCAAAUACAUGAAAGAAUUCACACUGGGGAAAAACCCUAUGUAUGUAAGUUGUGUGGGAAAGCUUUCACCAGACAUUAUGAUUGUCAAAUACAUGAAAGAAAUCACACUGGGGAGAAACCCUAUAUAUGUAAGCAAUGUGGGAAAGCCUUUAGUACACACAGUAAUUGUCAAAAACAUGAAAGAAGGCAUACUGGGGAGAAACCUUAUGUAUGUAAGCAGUGUGGGAAAGCAUUCAGUACACAUAGUCAUUGUCAGAAACAUGAGCAAAAUCAGACUCGUGAGAAAACCUAUAGAUGUAAGCAAUGUGAGAAAACCUUCUGUUCUAAGUGUUUACUGUGUGAACAUAAAAAAUUUCACACUGCAGAGAAACCGUAUGUAUGUAAGCAAUGUGGGAAAGCCUUUAGCAGACAUUAUGAUUGUCAAAUACAUGAAAGAAGUCACACUGGAGAAAAACCCUAUGUAUGUAAGCAGUGUGGGAAAGCUUUUACCACACAAGGUCAUUGUCAAAGGCAUGAAAGAACUCACACUGGGGAGAAACCUUAUAUAUGUAAGCAAUGUGGAAAAGCCUUCAGCAGACAAGGUACUUGUCAAAUACAUGAAAGGAUUCACACUGGGGAGAAACCUUAUGUAUGUAAGCAGUGUGGAAAAGCUUUCAGCAGGCAUAGUGAUUGUCAAAUACAUAAAAGAACUCACACUGGGGAGAAACCCUAUGUAUGUAAGCAAUGUGGGAAAGCAUUUGCUGAUAACAGUUCAUUUUAUAGACAUAAAAGAACUCACACUGGGGAGAAACCUUAUGCAUGUAAGCAGUGUGAGAAAGCAUUCAGUACACGCAGUGAUUGUCAAAUUCAUGAAAGAAGUCACAAAGGGGAAAAACCCUAUGUAUGUAAGCAAUGUGGGAAAGCAUUCAGUACAAACAAGUAUUGUCAAAUACAUGAAAGAGGUCACACUGGGGAGAAAUUGUAUGUAUCCAAGCCUAUUUUGAAAAUUCUGUAAAAUUUUCUCGUAGUAGAGACUUGUAGAAAUAAGUAAUAUAAAAUGUUUGAUGUCAGUUAUAUCAUUGUAGUUUUGCUCACUUUUUCUUUCACACCAGUGCCAUUAGUAUAUGCAUAAAAUUUUAUGUUUUAACCUUCCAAA